This is a messenger RNA of Dunckerocampus dactyliophorus (ringed pipefish), 9036 nucleotides long. RefSeq names its product filamin A, alpha (actin binding protein 280) (gene flna). NCBI's taxonomy places the organism in Eukaryota, Metazoa, Chordata, Actinopteri, Syngnathiformes, Syngnathidae. Gene Ontology annotation, molecular function: actin filament binding. The coding region runs from base 326 to 7960 and encodes 2544 amino acids. Gene Ontology annotation, biological process: actin cytoskeleton organization. The transcript is spliced from 49 exons. The record is from RefSeq and is a predicted model, not a curated record.
GCGGGGCAGAGGACGAGCCAGAGCAGUCAGUCACACCCCCACAGCCCAUCUGAUGCUCCACUCGUCCACCAAUUAAAGCACUGGACCACAGAAGAGAGUGGCAGAAAAAGAGCGGAGGGACUAUUUUUUCGUCUUUUGAGGCCUUUAACUUUAGAAAAAGUCCCAUUACCCCCUGCUGAGAGCUCGCGUGGGGAGGAGGACCCACGCAAGACAGGGGAGACACGUACACACACACACACGAGGCGAGUGGCAGUGAGAAAGAAAAGUUGAACAGACUCCACCCAGAAACAAGUCAGCGAACCGAGAGACAGCCGACACCAUAAAAAUGAGUGGUUCCCACCCCCGGCUCCACCAGAGCGCCGCGCCCGCUCCCAACGCUCUCUCCACGGAUAAGGACGCAGAGAUGCCCGCCACGGAGAAAGACCUGGCCGAGGACGCCCCGUGGAAGAAGAUCCAGCAAAACACAUUCACUCGCUGGUGCAACGAGCACUUGAAAUGCGUCAACAAGCGCAUCGGCAACUUGCAGACGGACCUCAGCGAUGGGCUGCGACUCAUCGGGCUUCUGGAGGUCCUGUCCCAGAAGAAGAUGUUCAGAAAGUACAACCAGAGGCCCACCUUCCGCCAGAUGCAGCUGGAGAACGUGUCCGUGGCCUUGGAGUUCCUGGACAAGGAGAAUAUCAAGCUUGUGUCCAUAGACUCUAAAGCCAUCGUUGAUGGGAAUCUGAAGCUCAUCCUUGGUCUGAUCUGGACCUUGAUCCUGCACUACUCCAUCUCCAUGCCCAUGUGGGAUGAGGAGGAAGAGGCAGAUGACGGCAAGCAAAAGACCCCCAAGCAGAGAUUGUUGGGAUGGAUCCAGAACAAACUGCCCGAGCUUCCCAUCACCAACUUCAACCGGGACUGGCAGACUGGUCGGGCUCUGGGAGCUCUGGUUGACAGCUGUGCUCCAGGUCUGUGUCCUGACUGGGACCAGUGGGAUCAGACUAAACCAGUGGACAAUGCCCGUGAGGCCAUGCAGCAAGCUGAUGACUGGCUGGGUAUACCACAGGUUAUAACCCCCGAGGAAAUUGUGGACCCCAAUGUGGAUGAGCAUUCAGUCAUGACUUACCUGUCCCAGUUCCCGAAGGCUAAACUGAAGCCUGGUGCACCACUACGACCCAAACUCAACCCCAAGAAAGCUCGUGCUUAUGGGCCAGGCAUCGAGCCGGUUGGCAAUGUUGUGAUGAAGAAAGCUGUAUUCACUGUGGAGACAAUCAGUGCAGGAAUGGGAGAAGUGCUAGUUUACGUGGAGGACCCUGCAGGACACAGAGAGGAGGCCAAAGUGACUGCUAACAACGACAAGAAUCGCACAUACUCUGUCUUCUAUGUCCCUAAAGUCACAGGCACACACAAGGUGACCGUGUUGUUCGCAGGACAGCACAUCUCCAAAAGCCCCUUCGAGGUGGAGAUUGGCAUGGCUCAGGGAGACUCCAGCAAGGCCACAGCCCAAGGACCCGGCUUGGAGCCCACGGGGAACAUUGCCAACAAGUCCACUUACUUUGACACCUACACGGCAGGUGCAGGUGUGGGUGAGGUGGAGGUUGUGAUCAUGGACCCUGCAGGGAAGAAGAACACGGUAACCUGCAACAUUGAGGACAAGGGCAACAGUAGCUACCGCUGCACCUACAAACCAACCCAGGAGGGCCAACAUACCAUCUACGUCACCUUCGCUGGUGGUCAGAUCAGUAAAAGUCCCUUCACAGUCAACAUUGGGGAAGCAUGCAAUCCCAGCCUCUGCAAAGCUAAGGGCCGUGGUCUGCAGCCAAAGGGCUUGAGGAUAAAGGAGACUGCAGACUUUAGGGUUUAUACCAAAGGAGCCGGCACUGGAGAACUUAAAGUCACUAUUAAGGGGCCCAAGGGCCUUGAGGAGCCUUGUAAAAGGAAAGAUUUGGGAGAUGGUGUGUAUGGAUUUGAGUAUUACCCAACCACUCCUGGAACAUAUUCCAUCACCAUCACCUGGGGAGGACAGCACAUCCCCCGCAGUCCCAUUGAAGUCAAAAUUGGCCCUGAGGCUGGCCAGCAGAAGGUGAGGGCUUGGGGUCCAGGCCUAGAGGGCGGUGUGAUUGGCAAGUCUGCUGACUUUGUAGUGGAGGCUGUUGGAGACAACGUUGGCACACUGGGUUUCUCUGUGGAAGGACCAUCUCAAGCCAAGAUUGAAUGUGACGACAAGGGCGAUGGUUCUUGUGAUGUGCGCUACUGGCCCACAGAGCCUGGCGAGUAUGCGGUACAUGUGCUCUGCAACAAUGAGGACAUUCAGCACUCCCCAUUCAUGGCCGAAAUUGUCAACCCUCCUGGCAAAGACUUCUUUCCUGACAAGGUUAAGGCGUAUGGUCCCGGUCUUCAAAGCAGUGGUUUGGCUGUUGGUAAGCCUACUGAGUUCACAGUGGAUGCCAAGCAGGGUGGAAAAGCUCCUUUGAAAAUUGUGGCACAGGAUGGGGAAGGCACGCCUCUGGAUGUGCAUGUUAAAGAUCAUGGCAACGGCACCUACACCUGUACUUACACACCACGCAGACCUUUAAAACACACUGUCAUGGUCUCCUGGGGAGGCGUCAACAUCCCUGACAGCCCUUUUAGGAUGAACGUUGGGGCAGGCUGUCACCCAAACAAGGUCAAGGUAUCAGGACCCGGGGUGGCCAAGACCGGUCUUAAGGCCUUUGAGCCAACAUAUUUCACUGUUGACUGUGCUGAGGCAGGUCAAGGUGACAUAAGCAUAGGAAUUAAGUGCGCCCCUGGCGUGGUGGGACCUGCAGAGGCCGACAUCGACUUUGACAUUAUUCGGAAUGAUAAUGAUACAUUCACUGUCAAAUACACCCCUCCUGGAGCAGGCAGCUACACCAUCAUGGUUCUGUUUGCUGACCAAGCUAUUCCAAUGACGCCUAUCAGGGUAAAGGUGGAUCCUGCUCAUGAUGCCAGUAAAGUCAAGGCAGAAGGACCAGGACUCAGCCGCAGUGGUGUUGAAUUACACAAGCCCACUCAUUUCACCGUAAACACUAAAGGAGCAGGAAAAGCAAACCUUGACUGCAACUUCAGCGGCCCCAUCAAAGCAGAGGCUGUGAAGGACUUUGAAAUUAUUAACAACCACGACAACACACACACUGUGAAAUACACUCCUGUGCAGCAGGGUCCUCUGGGGCUUGCUGUGACCUAUGGUGGUGAUCAUAUACCCAAGAGCCCUUUCAGUGUUGCUGUAGCAUCUGCACUGGACCUCAGCAAGAUCAACGUCACAGGGCUGGGGGACAAGAUGACCGUAGGCAAGGACCAAGAGGUGAAUGUAAAAUCAAAGGGUGCUGGAGGUCAGGGCAAAGUGGCAGCCAAGGUGACCGCACCCUCAGGAAAGCCAGUGGCCAGCAAGGUGGAGCCCGGGCUGAGCCCAGAAACCAGUCAAGUGAAGUUUAUUCCACGAGAGGCAGGGCCAUACCAGGUUGAACUGACUUAUGAUGGAGUCCAGAUCCCUGGAUCACCUUUCACCCCCAUAGCUUACCCUGCCACAGACCCCUCCAAGGUGCGCUGCUCUGGCCCGGGCUUGGAGCGUGCCAAGGUUGGGGAGACAGGGGAGUUCAUCGUAGACUGUACCAAUGCUGGCCCAGCUGAACUGACCAUAGAGAUUAUUUCUGACAGUGGAACAGAGGCUGAAGUUCAUAUACAGGAUAACGGCGAUGGCACUUACACCAUCACCUACAUUCCCCUCUAUCCCGGAUCCUACACUCUGACCAUCCGCUAUGGGGGCCAGGAUGUGCCCAAUUUCCCAGCUCAGCUCACUGUGGAACCAGCCAUUGAUGCCAGUGGAAUCCGUGUGUUUGGACCAGGAGUGGAAGGCACAGGCAUUUUCCGUGAAGCCACCACAGACUUCACAGUGGAUGCACGAGCUCUCACUCUGUCCGGAGGUGACCACAUCAAAACUCUAAUCAGCAACCCAUCUGGCAGCCGCACUGACAGCCUGAUCACUGACCUUGGGGAUGGAACCUACAAUGUAGAGUACACUCCCUAUGAGGAGGGCCCGCACAGUGUGGAGGUCUGCUAUGACGGCACUCCGGUGCCCAAGAGCCCAUUCCGUGUUGCCGUCACCGAAGGCUGCGAUCCUGCUCGAGUGCGUGUUCAUGGUCCUGGCCUGAAGAGUGGCACUACCAACAAACCCAAUAAGUUCACAGUGGAGACACGGGGAGCAGGUACUGGUGGUCUUGGGUUGGCGAUGGAAGGUCCGUCAGAGGCCAAAAUGUCCUGCACUGAUAACAAAGACGGUAGCUGCAGUGUUGAGUACGUCCCCUAUGAGCCAGGGACAUACAAUCUCAACAUUACUUACGGAGGACAGCCCAUCAAUGGAAGUCCUUUCUCAGUGCCAGUCAAUGACACAGUGGACAGUUCCAAGGUGAAAUGCCAAGGUCCAGGGCUGGGCAAUAAUGUCAGGGCUAAUAUUCCUCAGGCCUUCACAGUGGAUGCCUCCAAAGCUGGAGUAGCUCCACUGCAGGUUCGCGUGCAGGGACCCAAAGGUGUGGUGGAACCUGCCGAAAUUUUGGAUAAUGGCGACCAAACUCAUACAGUCAACUAUAUUCCUACUAGAGAGGGUCCGUAUUCCAUUAACGUCUUAUAUGCUGAUGAAGAGAUCCCACGCAGCCCCUAUAAGGUGAAGGUGCUUCCCACCCACGAUGCCAGUAAAGUACGUGCUAGUGGACCUGGUCUCAACACCACAGGUGUGCCUGCCUCUCUGCCUGUGGAGUUCACCAUUGAUGCCAAAGAUGCAGGAGAGGGACUGUUAGCUGUCCAGAUCACUGACCCAGAAGGAAAACCAAAGAAGGCAAAUAUCCGUGACAACCAUGACGGAACCUAUCUGGUGUCAUAUGUUCCCGACAUGACGGGCAGAUACACCAUCUUGAUUAAAUACGGAGGAGACGAGAUCCCAUAUUCACCAUAUCGCAUCCGGGCCCUACCCACAGGAGAUGCCAGCAAAUGCACUGUCACAGUGUCAAUCGGCGGUCACGGUUUAGGUGCCGGUGUUGGCCCAACCAUCCAGAUCGGUGAACAGACGGUCAUUACAGUGGAUGCUAAAGCUGCUGGGAAAGGCAAGGUGACCUGCAGCGUGUGCACACCAGAGGGAGCAGAACUGGACGUAGAUGUUGUAGAAAAUGAGGACGGAACAUUCGACAUUUUUUACACGGCACCACAGCCUGGCGAGUAUGUCAUCUGUGUCCGUUUUGGAGGGGAGCACAUCCCCAACAGUCCCUUCCAAGUCACGGCACUGGAGGGAGCUCCAUCAGACCAGCUCAUGCAGCAGAGCCAAUUGCCCCAGUACUACGCUCAACAGCCCUGGGCAACAGACAGGCCAUUGGGAAUGAAUGGUCUGGAUGUGACUGGGCUCCGUCCAUUUGAUCUCGUCAUCCCAUUCACCAUUCAGAAGGGAGAGAUCACAGGUGAGGUCAGAAUGCCGUCAGGCAAAGUUGCCAAACCUGACAUCACAGACAACAAGGACGGCACAGUUACCGUCAAGUACGCUCCAAUUGAGGCGGGGCUACAUGAGAUGGACAUAAAAUAUGAUGGCAUUCACAUCCCUGGAAGUCCCUUACAGUUUUAUGUGGACUACAUGAACAGUGGUAAUGUAAGUGCCUAUGGUCCUGGCCUCAUUCAUGGCACCGUCAACAAGCCUGCGGUCUUCACUGUCAACACGAAAGAUGCUGGAGAGGGUGGACUGUCUCUGGCUAUUGAGGGGCCAUCCAAGGCAGACAUCAGCUGCGUGGACAACCAGGAUGGGACAUGCACUGUGUCCUACCUGCCUGUCCUGCCUGGAGACUACAGCAUCCUUGUCAAAUACAAUGACAAGCAUAUUCCUGGCAGCCCCUUCUCUGCAAGGAUUACAGGCGAUGACUCCAUGAGAAUGUCCCAUCUGAAGGUUGGAUCAGCUGCUGACAUUCCUCUGGAUAUUGGAGAGCUCGACCUGAGCCAGCUGACUGCCUCACUCACCACGCCUUGUGGUCGUGAGGAACCUUGCCUCCUCAAGAUGCUGCGGAAUGGCCACGUUGGCAUAUCAUUUGUUCCAAAGGAGAUUGGAGAGCAUCUGGUGAACAUAAAGAAGAAUGGUCGCCACAUUCCCAGCAGCCCCAUCGCUGUCAUGAUUAAGCAAUCAGAGAUCGGAGACGCCAGUCGCGUUCAUGUUAGCGGCCAGGGGCUGAGUGAGGCCAGGACCUUUGAGCCUGCGGAGUUCAUCAUUGACACUCGGGAUGCAGGUUACGGUGGCCUAAGCUUAUCCAUUGAGGGACCCAGCAAAGUGGACAUCAACACAGAGGACCAGGAUGACGGCACCUGUAAGGUCACAUACUGCCCCACUGAACCUGGAAAUUACAUCAUCAACAUCAAGUUUGCUGACCAACACAUUCCGGGGAGCGCAUUCACAGUAAAGGUUACAGGGGAGGGCAGGAUGAAGGAGAGCAUUACCAGGAAGAAGAGAGCAGCAUCAGUGGCCAAUGUUGGCAGCCAGUGUGACCUCAGCCUCAAGAUCCCAGAGAUCAGCAUCGCUGAUAUGACAGCACAGGUGACCAGUCCCUCUGGUCAGGUUCACCAGGCUGACAUAAUGGAGGGAGAGAACAACACCUACUGCAUCCGUUUCGUCCCCACCGAGACAGGCGUCCACACAGUAUGUGUAAAAUACAACGGUAUGCACGUGCCCGGCAGCCCAUUCCAGUUUACUGUUGGCCCCCUUGGAGAGGGAGGGGCACAUAAGGUCCGUGCUGGAGGGCCGGGACUGGAGAGAGCAGAGGCUGGAGUACCAGCUGAAUUCAGCAUCUGGACAAGGGAGGCUGGCGCUGGAGGGCUCAGUAUUGCCGUAGAGGGACCGAGCAAGGCCGAAAUUGCAUUUGAGGACCGUAAGGAUGGAUCCAGUGGAGUGUCUUAUAUUGUGCAGGAACCAGGAGACUAUGAGGUGUCGAUCCGUUUCAAUGACGAGCACAUCCCUGACAGCCCCUUCAUCGUUCCAGUGGCCUCGCCUUCAGAUGACGCCCGACGCCUCACUGUUGCCAGUCUUCAGGAAUCUGGCUUGAAGGUGAACCAGCCAGCAUCAUUUGCAGUCAGCCUGAAUGGAGCAAAGGGUGUGAUUGAUGCAAAGGUUCACAGCCCCUCAGGGGCUCUGGAGGAGUGUUGUGUCACUGAAAUUGACCAAGAUAAAUACGCAGUGCGCUUCAUCCCAAGAGAGAAUGGUCUCUAUCUAAUUGACGUGAAGUUCAAUGGAAGUCACAUCCCUGGCAGUCCAUUUAAGAUCCGUGUUGGAGAGACAGGGCAGGCUGGAGACCCUGGGAUGGUGUCGGCCUAUGGACCAGGAUUAGAAGGAGGCAGCACAGGAACGGCCUGUGAAUUUGUGGUCAACACAAGCAACGCAGGCCCAGGGGCUUUGGCUGUAACCAUCGACGGUCCCUCCAAAGUGAAGAUGGACUGUGUGGAGUGUUCUGAGGGCUACAAGGUCACAUACACCCCUAUGGCACCUGGCAGUUAUCUCAUAUCUAUCAAAUACGGCGGACCCUACCACAUUGUGGGAAGCCCCUUCAAAGCAAAGAUCACCGGUUCCAAGCUUGUUUCCAGCCACAGUAUGCAUGAAACCUCCUCUGUCAUGGUCGACCCUGUGACACGUGCCAUCAGCUCCACACAGCAGGGUGCUCCUACCAAAUCAGAUGCCAGUAAGGUGGCGGCUAAAGGCCUGGGGCUCACCAAAGGCUUCGUUGGUCAGAAGAACAGCUUCACUGUUGACUGCAGCAAAGCAGGUCGUAACAUGUUGCUGGUUGGGGUGGAUGGCCCCAAAGUCCCCUGUGAGGAGAUCCUGGUGAAACAUUUGGGUAACCGCCUGUAUAACGUCAGCUACCAGCUCAAAGACAAAGGAGAGUACAUCCUGGUGGUCAAAUGGGGGAAUGAUCACAUUCCCGGCAGCCCCUUCCAUAUCAUAGUCUAAGAAGAAAAAAAACCUGCACCACAAUCAGCAACUUCUCUUACCACUGUAAUUGUUGUUUACAGCUCCAAGUCCCAUGCACGCUGCCCGUGUAUCCAAUACCAUCUCCCAAAGAUGCAAAUAUUCCUUUGUUUUCAGCCGUAGAAUCCAUGUUCUCACAUAUUUCAAACAAGGAAAGUCUUGGGAGGAGGAUAACGCACCUUUUUGUAAUGAUUGUAAACUAGACAGUUAAUUUAGCCUUGUGAUUUUUGCAUUUUCAGCCAUGGGCUCAGUCCUAUCAGUACGUUAUGGACCCCACCAAGCCAAACCCCAUAUGGAAAUUGACAGUUUAUAUGAACAAUCGAGUACGGAUGUGCCUGUUUUAAGGAAACAUGUAAGACCUACACAUGUCACCAUUUUGGCGUAACAUCUCUCCUUGUCCAUAUAAAAUGUGAUUAGCUCAUCUAGAUAAUAAACGGGGGUUGUUUGUAGCAGUAGUGAUUGGAAGAUGCCCCCUCCACUUACUAUGUGUUGUCCAUGAUGCUUUUUGACUAACAGUUGUUUUACCUGCUGAUAGUGUGACUGUUCAAAAAAUUGUUAUGCGCGUUAGACUAGAUAAUAAGUUUAAAUAAAAGCAGGGGCAGCAUUACGUGAACGGUUAACACGCUUCGCUGUAGUUAACUUUUGUCACAAGCUUGCGCACAACACACCAAUGCUUUUGUGUUGUUUUUUUUUUUUCCAUGUGUGAUGAUCGAUUCUGUAAAACAUGCCUUAACCUGACAUGGUCUUUGUGUUGGGACACUUUGCGAGCAUUUCUUUUCAAAAGGGAAGUUUCUAAAACGAUGCUGGACAAAAGGGCUAAAGAUGAUGUUGUGGUUCAUCACAUCUUUCCAAGACUGACCAAAAAAAAAUAGAAAAAAAGAACAUGUUGCUUUUCGUCAGUGUUUGUAUUUCACCAUUUUGAACUGCCUCCCAUUCCAUCCCCUUUCUUCUCUCAGCUCUGUCUCCACAAAAAAAAUCUUGUCCUAAAUAAUGCUUUAAAUGUAUUUGUAAGACAGUAUUUUGAUACACAAUAAACGUUGUCUAGUAUUUUUCUGUUA